Molecule: messenger RNA, 3686 nt
Organism: Colletotrichum scovillei
Lineage: Eukaryota; Fungi; Ascomycota; Sordariomycetes; Glomerellales; Glomerellaceae
Exons: 5
Coding region: 898-3201 (767 amino acids)
Source: RefSeq, a predicted model, not a curated record
CCGUACUGCCCCGUCCACUCACUUUGGUUCCUCCCGUUCCCGGGUGCCCGCUCGCUCACUCUCACACACAUCACUCACUCACCACUUUACCGCACAGCACUCACUCACCACGCACCACACCUCUCACACUCACCCUCCGCCACUCAUUCACUCUCUCCCUCACUGCCCCCGAAACCCAGAAACCCAGAAACCCAAAAACCAAAGGAGACCCGCCGCCGCCCGGACUCACUCCGUCAUCUCAUGCUUCUGCGACACGUGAACCACCACCUCAACCUGCAGUGAGCGCCACGACUGGACAACCACCAUCUUUUUGCUCCCAACUUUGACUUGCCCGAUAAUUCGUGGUUUGUGGACGGACCGCUGCGAGAACGACCGUGAGCAACAAGCUACCUUACGGGGCACAACGGCUAUUUUCCAGCUUCGCAUAGCGCUGCGCCCACCUCGACUUAUUGCGGCACGUCGACUUGAGAUGCUUCGCUGAUCUCUUUCAGAUUGCCUCACAGACAUUCACCACACAGACCUUGGACCCAACCUCCGACGAAGACGUCCUGUUCCUACGGAUACCGAUCUUGAUAAAUCGCUCUAGAUCGCCGCGCUUUCGAGAAAGGAUGCUUCAACUGCUGCUCUAAACGCGAAAGAAAUCUAUCCCUAACCACCAACAUCUUUACGCCUGCAAAGUAUUAAAGUCGAUGCUGAGCACUUCAAGCUGUCUGCGACAGGCGCAUUCCUCGUGACGCGCAUGGUGCGCAGCCACGCAGACUGACGACUUCACUUGUGCCCAUUCCCGCCCGGGCCUCAAUCAACCCAACAAACAUUGUUUGUUUAUCACUUGACAAUAUCUUCCUCAAGCGCAUGACACGGCCUCGAGGUCGCUCACACAUAAUUCGUUAAUGAGACAUGGCCGACGUUAAAGAGGAGAGAGACCGAGAGGGCCGCAGCGAGAAGAAGAGCUUCUGGGGCAGCAUUUUUCGCAACAGGAGCCUGGCAAAGAAAGGGAGACUGGAGAAUCCAGAAUCGCGCAGGGCGAGCGAUGGAGAUGUAGUCCCGCGGAGACGCAAGUCAUUACCAGACAUGCCCAAGGCCUCGAGAACAGUCGAGUCUCCCAACGGCCACCCAAAUCUUCACCCAGACCAUCCCCGUUCGCGCAGACGACCUAGAAGGCCUGAUCCCGCAAGAGCCAAAGGAAAAGGUCGCGCGCAUCCCAACGGCAUCAUCCUCGAGCAGGGACCACUAACAGAAUGGCCGCCCUCCGGCAUGUCAAGUCAAGAGGAGCUCACCCUUGGCCAUGCCAUGGAACUCGUCUCCCGCGGCGCCCCGGCCCACAAAGGCCACAAGCGUCCUGUACCCCAUGCAUCCGAUCAUUACUACGCCCUCUACACCACGUCCGCCGGCAACGAUGCCGAAGAAACGGAUGUCGUCAAUCUGCACGACCACAUGACCCAACUGAUGACCCUCCGUAUGCAGGGUGGCGGUUCAGCGAUAUAUCCGUGGGAGUCCUUGGAACAGCCGAGCUUCGCCUACUUUUACGGUCAACAGCCCGGCACCAUCACCUUGAACCAAUGGGCUUGUCUGGCUAGCAUCAAGCCUCCAACGAUCGGUUUGAGAGACUCUGGCGCAACGGCGAGAGAGGUCGGCUUGGAUCGUAUCUUUGAGCGUCUGAAGGAGCUGGAGGCGGGGUUGGAAGACGAUGACGAAGAGUGGAUGUACAAAAGCUUAUAUCGCCGCUUCCUCCGCGACCCCGACAAGAUGAUGAGCCCGCACAAGGGACUCGAUAAGCAGAUUACGGAUCUGAUCAUGGUCUUGUCGCGUCCGGACUGGAUCGACUUUACGAACCCCAAGAACCAAGUUGUCACUCGCUUCAUUUUCGACCCGAGCCACGGAAGCCAACAGCAGUAUAUCAAGUUUUGCCACCAACUCGUUCUCAGCAUGGAACUUGAUCUACGGAUCAAUUCGAGAUUGCAUGGGGAAUGGGCCAAGGAGAAGCUGCUGCCCCAACUACCGCCCACCAUCCAGUGGGACCUUGCGCUUGCCAGACGCUGGCGGGAACAUGUAAGGGUUGAGGGUUAUGGGAAGUCGGUGGAAGAUAUCAACCUACGCUUCAGGCUGAAGAAGCGUCAGAUCAAGAUGCUACGGCGCUUUGCUCAGAUGAUGAAGUGGCCAAACCUGAGCCAGACUCUUGAUAAAAUGAAGCAGAGGGACAUGGACGCAACUUUGGACAUUAUCAGCUCCGACGCGUUGGCAUUCUUUAGCGGUCUUGUACUGCCAGGCACAACGUUUCCGUUCCUCAUCAUGAACACCCUCAUCGACAUUGACCCCGACAAGGCAACCGACUCCUUGGCCAUGAUGACGCACCUACAUCCUCACUGUGGGUUUCAAUAUAGGAAUAGUUACACCUACUGGACUGCUGCUUCGAUUGUCGGAAAGGUCCUUGCCCCGACUUGUCGAUCGUUGGCAGGCUGGGUCGGGCCAGCCCGUCCGACUGCCGAUCUUGGCCGAUCGCAAAUCGCCCGCGUGCGCUCUCGGCGCCCUCGGCAGCGCAUGACCCCCGAAGACGUACAGUCGAUGAGCGAACGAUCUGACCCUCUGGGUCCCCCAGCUGAGGUAUUCCCGGUCAAGGAAUACAAGCUCGUGGCUCCCGACGCAGACGACAUUGUUGAUACUGUCCGCAUCGAGCUGCUCAGCUUCAAGGCUGUCCCGGACCGUUUCCAAGAACCUCUGCCAGCGCCAAAGGUUUUUGAUGCAACGGUGCAAUUCGCAGUGGAUGGGGUGUCCUGGCCUAUGCGCCUCACGUACGAUGUAUCCUUUAUCUCGGCCUGGCCGUGUUCGGGUGGACCUCAUCCAUUAUUCUUCGACUACGUCUUCCAGACCGUCAAGGCCGAUGAGAUCAUGAACAUCAAGGAUUGGGGUGGGCUGUAUGGUCAGUCUCCAAGUGCUCGUAGUUCGAGGACAAGCUCGACAGCAGGCCCACACACAGCAAGCAGCCAGGAUCAAGUCGACGAAGAGCAGGUAUUGGUAGUGGAGGCCUUUGGAGUGAGGGACAACGAGGUCUUGGCACGGGCCUGGUGUUCACACUGGGGACUGAGUGCUGUGAUUGCCGAUAUUCGCAAGACAUGCAUGGCUUGUGCUAUUCGCGAGGCAUACGCAGCAACUUUGACGGUGGUGGUUUUGGUGGACGACCAGGAAUACAAUACGGACGACUAAUGACAUUGCUUGGGGGCAGAAAGGUUUCUUUCCAUAAUGAUGAGGUUGAUAGGAUACGAUACGAGAGCAAGGCCGCAGACGACGACAACAACACGAUAGCCAUAUCGGCUCGUGCUUUUCUUUAUUGGGAUUUAAGAUACCACAGCGAGUCUUGUUUCUGCCAGGAUGAUUUCCUGGACUAGGGUUGGGGACGGUCAAAAUAUCGAGAGAGGGGGAUGAGACGGUGUUUUCUUGCAAUACAGCCAUUUCAGGACUCUGGCGAGAGAGGGUUGGCAGAAGAACCGAGGAAAUACCCAGGACAGACUGCAUUCUUGGGCGUUUCAUGAUUAGUUCCGCGGAGUCCCAAGACUUUUUCUCCGCUCGAAUAGACAAACUUACUGCUGGGUACCUCUCACUAUCCCGUCCAUCAUGAUCGGUGUCUUCCCUCUUCGGCAUGCCUCAAGAUUCACCAAGCACAGCUUUCAACGCCGCCAAACUCUCCUUCC